Saccostrea echinata is the source of this 1463-nucleotide messenger RNA. RefSeq names its product dual specificity protein phosphatase 7-like. NCBI's taxonomy places the organism in Eukaryota, Metazoa, Mollusca, Bivalvia, Ostreida, Ostreidae. The record is from RefSeq and is a predicted model, not a curated record. Gene Ontology annotation, cellular component: cytoplasm; cytosol. Gene Ontology annotation, molecular function: MAP kinase tyrosine/serine/threonine phosphatase activity; protein tyrosine/threonine phosphatase activity. The coding region runs from base 197 to 1258 and encodes 353 amino acids. Gene Ontology annotation, biological process: negative regulation of MAPK cascade; protein dephosphorylation. The transcript has 3 exons.
GUAAACUACAAACUCUUAAACCUACCCCCUUUUUCCUUGUUUUGUUUAUAGACUAAAAUAUUCCCGUGAAUAUGUCGUUAUAGCUUGCUUAUAUCGACCUAUCCUGUUCUCUUACCGCACUCACGUGAUUUCAUCUAAAGCGCCGCUGUGUAGGGUGAACCAGCGGAAAAUAAACACAAUUUUAGCUCUCAGUGGUAUGCCGUGUAUUGAGCGUGUAAUGAAAAUGUCGGGGGAAUUUUGCAGUCCGGAAUGGCUUAGGGAGAGUCUCCGGGCUGGUGAAAAAGUGCUUCUUAUGGACUGUCGUCCCCAAAACGACUAUGUAAGAUCUCAUAUUAAGGGUGCAAUCAACGUCACACUGCCAAACCUCAUGUUGAGGCGACUCAAGAAGGGAAAUCUGAAAAUAUCCUGUCUCAUACAGAAUAACGAAGCUAAGGAAACUUUUAACAGACUAUGGAAGACACACAAAAUUGUGAUUUAUGAUGAGUGUACAACGGAUUCUAACUCCAACCCAUCCAGUGUGGUGGAUCUACUUAUGAAGAAGUUACGCCAGGAUGGGGCGAAUGUCUCGUGUUUGACGGGAGGUUUUCCACAGUUUGAAAAAAUAGCCAAAGAUCUGUGUCGGAGAACUGAAAAUACAGAUGAAUCAAUUUUCGGAUUGUGCAAUUUAAAAAUUUCGGACGAUUCCGGAAACGGAACCUCUGAAUCGGACAGUGAAAAUCUGAAUUCUCCAGGAUGUAUGUCCCCAUAUCCAGUGGAAGUACUUAACCAUCUUUAUCUUGGAAACGCUAAAAAUUCCGCGGAUAUUAACUUGCUGAAGAAGUUUGGAAUUAAAUACAUUUUGAACGUUACUCCCAAUGUGCCAAAUAAAUUUGCAGAGGACAAUGACUUUAAAUACAUGCAAAUCCCAGUCUCGGACCAGCUCUCCCAGAAUUUGUCUGCCUUUUUCCCAGAAGCAAUAGCUUUCAUCGACGAAGCCCGCGAAAACGGUUGUGGAGUCUUGGUACACUGCCUUGCCGGCAUUAGUCGGUCCGUCACCGUAACCGUAGCCUACCUCAUGCAGAAGGAACACAUGAGUCUAAACCAAGCCUAUGACCACGUCAAAGGAUGUAAACCCAACAUUUCCCCAAAUUUCAACUUCAUGGGGCAGCUCUUAGACUUUGAAAAAACUCUCUCAGGAGAUAACACACAAGGCCACACGAGUUUCUUUUGCCAAAGAUCAAACACUAUUGAAACAGACACCAGUGUGCGGCAGACGUGAAAAGAAGAGUGAAAUAAACAAUGUUUACAGUAUGACGGGAACUGUUUUUUGUCUCCCGCUACAAAAAACGAAGAAAAUGCCCGCAGAACACCGUGAGAAAAAGAUUCGAGGCUUAAACGCUAGCACAUGUGGAUACCAAAUACCAGAACGACGGUUUAAUGAAUUGGAAGACUUUAAGUGCCAACACGAUGAUCUCAAAAUAAAA